Messenger RNA from Stegastes partitus (bicolor damselfish), 2874 nucleotides. It is a transcript of the gene olfcu1, whose product is annotated as olfactory receptor C family, u1. Gene Ontology annotation, cellular component: plasma membrane. NCBI's taxonomy places the organism in Eukaryota, Metazoa, Chordata, Actinopteri, Pomacentridae. The coding region runs from base 1 to 2874 and encodes 957 amino acids. The transcript is spliced from 12 exons. The record is from RefSeq and is a predicted model, not a curated record. Gene Ontology annotation, molecular function: G protein-coupled receptor activity. Gene Ontology annotation, biological process: G protein-coupled receptor signaling pathway.
AUGUUUUUUGCGUUCACUGGUGUAGCUCAUGCUGUAGAUGACAGUGUGGAGGGAGGUGUUGUGGAAAAAGAAGAGGCUGUAAAACAGACACUAAACAGUUUGGGGAUAAAGGGAGUGAGCGCUGUUGAUCCGAGUUUAUCUCAGUGUGUAAAACUGGGAGACAGCGAGCCUCUGGCCUUGCACUCGGAGGGUGAUGUUGUGAUCGGAGGGGUUUUCCCUCUGCAUUAUGUCGCCUCUAAUCCACAGCACAGCUACCGCGUCAAACCCCAGAUUACACCUUGCAGUGGCUUUGACCACAGAGCCUUCCGCUGGAUGAUGACUAUGGUGUUUGCAGUCGAGGAAAUUAACCGCAAUUCGAGCUUGUUGCCAGGUGUUAAAUUAGGCUACCGGAUCAUGGACAGCUGUGAUCAUGUCCACACCAGCCUGCGAGCUCUUUUUUCUUUAGUCAGUCACUCCAAUGCUGCGACGAGCGGUGAAGUGAACACAGCAGUGCCUCACCAUCUUGAAAUUGCACUGGAGGAGAUAAGGACGACACAAUCUGAAAGUUCCUCCUGUCUGUCUGAUUCUCCUGUGCCUGCUGUGAUUGGCCUCGCAUCCUCUUCCCCUACGAGAGCUGUGGCACACACUCUGGGCCCUUUCAGCAUCCCACUGGUGAGUUAUUUCGCCACUUGCACCUGUCUUACGGACAAACAUAUGUACCCAUCAUUCCUGAGGACUGUUCCGAGUGACUUCUUUCAAGUCAGAGGUCUGGUGCAGCUGGUUACAUUCUUAGGCUGGCUCUGGGUGGGCACUAUGGGGACCACGGAUGACUACAGUCACUAUGGCAUCCAAGCAUUCUCUAAUCAGUUUAGACAACAAGGUGGAUGUGUGGCGUUUCAUCUCACUAUCCCCAAAUCACCCACAGCGGCUGAGAUACAAGAAAUGGCAGACGAGCUGCAGAGUUCAGCUGCACAGGUCGUGGUGGUCUUUGCUACAGAGGGACAACUGCUGGAUCUGCUGUUAGAACUGGCUCAGAGAAACGUGACAGGGAUACAGUGGGUAGCUAGUGAAGCCUGGGUGACUGCAAGACUGCUCACCUCACCCCACUUCCACCCUCUCCUGGAGGGAACACUUGGCUUCUCUUUCCCUGGAGUCAAGAUUCCUGGCUUGAAAGAGUUUCUUUUGAAUGUCCGCCCAUCUCCCAAACCAGGGAUGGAAUUUGUCAACAUGUUCUGGGAGGAGCAGUUUGGUUGUAAGCUAGAGUUUGGAGGAAAUAGAUCCAAAGAAAGUGACGCAGAUAUGCAUAACUUCAAUGAUUUGAAUGCUUUUGAUCUUAAAUCAGACCCUCAAAAUAAUUCUGUGUCCUUUGUCCGGCCUCCUGUUGGGCUAAAAAGCUUAUUUAACUUGUCGCCUCGUGAAUAUGAAGGUGCUGCUGAAAAUCCUGCAUGCACAGGCUCAGAGGAUCUGAGGUACACAGACAGCAGCUACACUGAUGUAUCUCAGGUCAGGAUAUCUUAUAAUGUGUAUAAAGCCGCAUAUGCCAUCGCCCACGCUCUGCAAACUUUAUUGAACUGUGAUUCUGCAGGGCCGAACAAGAAAUGUACGAAGCACAAAUCGUUUACUUCUGGGCAGCUCCUGCAUCACCUGAAGACAGUGAAUUUCACAAACCAGUUUGAUGAGAAAGUAUAUUUCGACUCCAGCGGAGAGCCAGUCCCUCUCUAUGACAUAAUUAACUGGCAGAAGAACAGCAAGGAUGAAAUUAGAUUUACUAAAGUGGGGAGCUAUGAUGGUUCAGCUCCACGAGGGCAACAACUGAAGAUAGAGCAGAGCACCAUUGUUUGGACAAAAGGGCAGUCACAGGUGCCUGUAUCUCAGUGUAGUGCUCCAUGUCCCCCCGGCAGCAGACAGGCCAGACGUCCCAGAGAGCCCCACUGCUGCUUUGACUGUUUGCCCUGUGCAGACGGAGAGAUCAGCAACCAGACUGGUUCCACCGAGUGCACCAAAUGUCCAGAGUACUACUGGUCAGACAAAGAGAAGGUAAAAUGUGUCGCAGGUGUCGAAGAAUUCCUGUCUUUCCGCGAGACCAUGGGUAUCAUCCUGGUUGCGCUCACCCUUCUGGGUGUCGUCCUGACAACCAUCAUCACUAUCGUCUUUUACCGUUUCCGCUCCACACCCAUCGUCAAGGCCAACAACUCAGAAAUAAGCUUCCUGCUUCUCCUCUCGCUCAAGUUCUGCUUCCUGUGCUCCCUGAUGUUCAUUGGCCGGCCGUCGGUGUGGACGUGCAGGCUCCGCAAUGCGGCGUUCGGGAUCAGUUUUGUUCUCUGUCUGUCCUGCCUCCUUGUUAAGACCAUUGUGGUUCUCUUGGCUUUCCGGGCAAAUUUAUCAAGUUCCAGAAGUCUGAAGCUGUUUGGUCCAUCUCAACAGAGGGCUCUGAUUCUCUUCACUACAGCUCCUCAGAUUUGUCUCUGUGCUGGCUGGCUGCUGGCUGCACCUCCCGUCCCAUUCAGGAACCCAACCUACCAAGCCUCAACUGGAAAAAUUGUUGUGGAGUGCAAGGAGCUGUGGCCUCCAGGAUUUUACCUGGUCCUCGGUUACAUUGGCCUGCUGGCCUUCGUCUGCCUCCUUCUGGCGUUCCUCGGACGGAAGCUGCCCGAUACGUUCAACGAGGCGAGGCUCAUCACCUUCAGCAUGUUGAUUUUCUGGGCCGUGUGGAUCUCUUUCAUCCCUGCUUACGUCAGCUCUCCUGGGAAGUUCUCUGUGGCCGUAGAGAUAUUUGCAAUAUUGGCCUCCAGCUUUGGACUGUUACUGUGUAUUUUUGUGCCUAAAUGUUACAUAAUUUUAAUGCGACCUGAGAGAAAUAUUAAGAAAGGCAUCACUGGAAAAUACCCCAGAUGA